AUGAACUUUGUCCUCGAUGACGAAUGUAGCGACCUUGUGGUGCUCGAUGGCGAUCUGAUAUCGUGCGAAAACGUUGCACCCGACAAGUUCAACGGCAUCAUUGAUCAGGUUGUGCCUCCUCUUGUCAGCCGGAAUCAGCCUUUUGCACUGACGUUUGGCAACCACGAUUGUUCCGAGACCUGGAGCACUCGCUCUAUGGCUUUGCACAUGUGGUGGGACAUCAAGGGAAACAAAGGCGAGAAACACCCUUUUACGACACAGUCUGUGGAAGGCCCAGUUGAACAGGUAGGUUGGAGCAACUACUACAUCCCGGUCUACAGUUCUGCAGACGGAGACAAGCUCGAAAUGCUGCUUUGGUUCUUUGAUAGCAAAGUCGGCAAGGUCUUCCAGCCUGGAGCAAACCUCGACACUCCUGUUGGUAGUUGUGUUGAUCAGAGGUAG
Parastagonospora nodorum SN15 is the source of this 441-nucleotide messenger RNA. RefSeq lists its product as hypothetical. Gene Ontology annotation, cellular component: cytoplasm. The transcript has a single exon. Bases 1 to 441 code for a protein of 146 amino acids. Gene Ontology annotation, molecular function: hydrolase activity, acting on ester bonds. Lineage: Eukaryota; Fungi; Ascomycota; Dothideomycetes; Pleosporales; Phaeosphaeriaceae. The record is from RefSeq and is a predicted model, not a curated record.